Molecule: messenger RNA, 543 nt
Organism: Mesorhabditis spiculigera
Lineage: Eukaryota; Metazoa; Nematoda; Chromadorea; Rhabditida; Rhabditidae
Source: the annotation of a GenBank genome assembly
AUGGUGCUGGCCCGCUGGUCGGACGGUCUCUGGUACCCGGCCAAAAUUGACAAGAUCAGCCAAGAGGACAACAAGGAUUACUAUAACGUCCACUUCCCGGGAUGGGGCAAGCGAUACGACGAUGUCUUCAGCGAAGAACAACGAAGACCGUUGUGGUCAAGGUUAAGAAGAGCAGCAGUCGAGCCGGAGGAGCUAAAACCGUUCGCCAUGGAGCUCCGCUUCCCGAAAGCGCUGGGCCAGAUCCUCGUUGAUGAUCAUGAUCUGGUCGAUCGCCGAGGCCAGCUGCCCACCACUUCCUUGCUCUACAAGACCGAGCGUUCGCACUACGAUGCUCUGCACCUAAAAGAUCCGCUGGACCCAAGAAUACAAUGCCUCCCAGGACGCACUUCCGUCCAAAUCGGCGAGAUUGAGAGAAUUGCUCGUAGCCACCAGGGCUUCUUGGACUGGUUGGAGACGAAGGAGGGCGAUUACUUCGACCGUAGCGCCUACUUUGUGCCGCUGGAUGAGAACGUGAAGCGCAUCAAAACUGAGCCUGAAGAGUAU